AUGUCUUCCAACGUUGGCCUCAGCACGCCGCGAGGCUCAGGCACGUCAGGCUACGUGCAGCGCAACUCUGCCAAUCUCCGACCACGCGACGACGUCAAACCCUACCCCACCGAAGUCGACUCGAUUAAGCACCGACAACGACAGCCCGACAAGGAGAUCCUUGAGCAUGAGAAGAAGCGAGAGAUCGAGGUAAAGGUCUUCGAACUGAGGGACAAGCUGGAAGAGGAAGGCGUCGACGAGGACGAGAUCGACGACCAGUGCGAUGCCCUGCGGAAGAAGCUGGAGAAGGAGCAGAAUGGGAAAGGACCGAACGCCAAAGGCCUCAAGUCACAUCAGGUCCAUGAGCUUGCGCGCGCAAAGAUCGACGAGAGCGAGAGGCUCCGAAAGGCGCUCGGCAUAGGGAAGGACUAUGAGGAGGGAAGUCACUGGCGCAAGCAAGAGGAGAGGAAGCUUGAGAUGGAGCGUGAACGCGCAAAGGGCGAGAUUGGCCGCGAUCGAGACUAA
This is a messenger RNA of Cercospora beticola, 504 nucleotides long. RefSeq names its product U2-type spliceosomal complex subunit CWC21 (gene CWC21). Gene Ontology annotation, cellular component: nucleus. The record is from RefSeq and is a predicted model, not a curated record. NCBI's taxonomy places the organism in Eukaryota, Fungi, Ascomycota, Dothideomycetes, Mycosphaerellales, Mycosphaerellaceae.